GGCGGUCGUUCCUGCCCAAGCUGGUGCAUUCUAGACGACAUAGCUUCUGCUCCAUCCCCAACAGGAUCUUGAGACUUUUUAUUCAAGACCCGUCCUUCUCUUCUUUCGUUCCGUGCUUCUCCUCUUUCGUUUCUUCACCUUUCCAUUGAGGAACCCAUCCAGCACAAAGAUACCUACUCAAAAUGGCCAGCGCUCUGGACCACCUCUACACCGGCGGCCGCAUCAACUGGCUGGCUCAGCUGGACACGGCGGUGCAGCCGGCCAAGAACUACCGCCGGACUUCCAUCAUCUGCACCAUUGGCCCCAAGACCAACUCGGUCGAGGCCCUCAAUGAGCUCCGCAAGGCCGGCCUGAACGUCGUGCGCAUGAACUUCUCCCACGGCAGCUACGAGUACCACCAGUCCGUCAUCGACAAUGCCCGUGCUGCCGAGAAGGCCAUGCCCGGCCGCCAGGUCGCCAUUGCUCUCGACACCAAGGGCCCCGAGAUCCGGACCGGCAACACUAGUGGUGACCAGGACCUGCCCAUCUCGGCCGGCACCGAGCUGAACUUCACCACGGACGAGAAGUACGCCACGGCCUGCGAUACGGAGAACAUGUACGUCGACUACAAGAACAUCACCAAGGUCAUCGAGAAGGGUCGCAUCAUCUACGUCGAUGACGGUGUCCUCGCCUUCGAGGUUCUCAACGUUGUUGACGACAAGACGGUUCGCGUCCGCGCCCGCAACAAUGGCUUCAUCUCUUCCAGGAAGGGCGUGAACCUGCCCAACACCGACGUCGACCUGCCCGCGCUGUCGGAGAAGGACAAGAACGACCUGCGCUUUGGCGUCGAGAACAACGUGGACAUGGUCUUUGCGUCCUUCAUCCGCCGCGGCCAGGACAUCAAGGACAUCCGUGAGGUCCUCGGCGAGGAGGGCCGCCACAUCCAGAUCAUUGCCAAGAUCGAGAACCGUCAGGGUCUCAACAACUUCCCCGAGAUUCUUGCCGAGACUGACGGUGUCAUGGUUGCUCGUGGUGAUCUUGGUAUCGAGAUUCCUGCCGCCGAGGUGUUUGCCGCGCAGAAGAAGAUGAUUGCCCUGUGCAACAUGGCUGGCAAGCCCGUCAUUUGCGCCACCCAGAUGCUCGAGUCCAUGAUCAAGAACCCCCGCCCGACCCGCGCCGAGAUCAGCGACGUUGGCAACGCUGUCACGGACGGCUCCGACUGCGUCAUGCUGUCAGGCGAGACAGCCAAGGGAAGCUACCCCAACGAGGCCGUGCGUGAGAUGAGCGAGGCCUGCCUCAAGGCCGAGAACACUAUCCCGUAUGUCAGCCACUUCGAGGAGAUGUGCGGCAUUGUCAACCGCCCCGUCAGCGUCGUCGAGUCGUGCGCCAUGGCUGCCGUUCGUGCCUCGCUGGACCUGAACGCCGGUGGUAUCAUCGUGCUCUCCACGUCAGGUGACUCUGCCCGCCUCCUGUCCAAGUACCGCCCGGUCUGCCCCAUCUUCAUGGUGACCCGCAACGCGUCUGCGUCCAGGUACAGCCAUCUGUACCGCGGUGUCUACCCCUUCCUCUUCCCCGAGGCCAAGCCCGACUUCUCCAAGGUUAACUGGCAGGAGGACGUUGACCGCCGCAUCAAGUGGGGUGUCAGCAAGGCUAUGGGCCUGGGAGUCCUGACCAAGGGAGACUCCAUCGUUGUUGUUCAGGGCUGGAAGGGUGGCAUGGGCAACACCAAUACUAUUCGCAUCGUCAAGGCGGACGCUGAGAGCCUGGGCAUUGGCGAGCUUGCUUAA
This is a messenger RNA of Gaeumannomyces tritici R3-111a-1, 1766 nucleotides long. Its product is annotated as pyruvate kinase. The record is from RefSeq and is a predicted model, not a curated record. Gene Ontology annotation, molecular function: potassium ion binding; pyruvate kinase activity; magnesium ion binding. The coding region runs from base 183 to 1766 and encodes 527 amino acids. Gene Ontology annotation, cellular component: cytoplasm. NCBI's taxonomy places the organism in Eukaryota, Fungi, Ascomycota, Sordariomycetes, Magnaporthales, Magnaporthaceae. The transcript is spliced from 2 exons. Gene Ontology annotation, biological process: glycolytic process.